Aspergillus luchuensis is the source of this 1077-nucleotide messenger RNA. It is a transcript of the gene BRX1, whose product is annotated as ribosome biogenesis protein BRX1. The record is from RefSeq and is a predicted model, not a curated record. Lineage: Eukaryota; Fungi; Ascomycota; Eurotiomycetes; Eurotiales; Aspergillaceae. Gene Ontology annotation, cellular component: nucleolus. Gene Ontology annotation, molecular function: rRNA binding. Gene Ontology annotation, biological process: ribosomal large subunit assembly; rRNA processing. The transcript has 2 exons. Bases 1 to 1077 code for a protein of 358 amino acids.
AUGGCAUCUGUUUACAAGACUAUUUCGAAGAAGGCAGCUCGUCAGCUCGCCAAGGAGGAGGAGUUUGAUGAGGAAGAUGUCGAGAUGGAGGAACUUCUCGACAAUGCCGACGACACCACCGACAGUGAAAGCGAUGAAGAAACUACGACCGAAUCGGCCAAGAAGCAGCUCGCUCAGGGAUUCAUGCCCAAGACUCGUGUACUGAUGCUGACCUCCCGAGGUGUGACAUACCGCCAUCGACACCUGCUCGCCGACCUUGCGUCUCUGCUCCCUCACACUCACAAGGAAAGCAAACUCGAUACCAAGAAGAAGACCGCUGGAUACAACCUGCUCCUUAACUCUCUUGCCGACCUUCACUCCUGCAACGUGAUUUUCUUCCUCGAGGCUCGUAAGCAGGGUCAGGACUUGUACCUUUGGCUUGCUCGCCCUCCCAACGGACCGACGAUCAAGUUCCACGUCGCCAACUUGCACACAAUGGCCGAAUUGAAUGCUGGUUUCAGCGGCAACUGCCUCAAGGGUGGCCGUGGUCUUGUUGUUUUCGAUCGCUCUUUCGACGAACAGGGUCCGCUCAUGAGCCAACCCGGCAACGAAUACCGGGGUCUGAUCAGAGAGAUGCUGCGCGGGGUCUUCUGUGUCCCUAAGCGUGGUGUUAAGGGCAUGAAGCCGUUCAUUGACCGCAUCAUUGGUGUCUUUGGUGUGGAUGGCAAGAUCUGGAUCCGUGUCUACGAGAUCCGUGAGUCUGAGGCUGGAAAGAAGUCUGAGGAUGGUGCAGAUGCCAAGCCCGCUCCCAAGAGCAAGGACGGCCAGCCGGAGGUUUCUCUGGUCGAGAUCGGCCCCCGCUUUGUUCUUACGCCUAUUGUCAUCUUGGAGGGCAGCUUUGGCGGUCCUGUCAUCUACGAGAACAAGGAGUACGUGAGCCCGAACCAGGUCCGUCGCGAGGUCCGCAUGAGCAAGGCUGCUCGCUACGCCAAGCGCAGAGAUGUGCAGACCGACCGGUUCGCGAAGCGGUCGACCCUGGGACUGGGAGAAGGCGAGAGGAAGCCGGAUGCGCUCGACACGAGGCAACUGUUUAAGUGA